This is a messenger RNA of Corticium candelabrum, 865 nucleotides long. Its product is annotated as neurocalcin homolog. Lineage: Eukaryota; Metazoa; Porifera; Homoscleromorpha; Homosclerophorida; Plakinidae. The record is from RefSeq and is a predicted model, not a curated record. The transcript has a single exon. The coding region runs from base 42 to 620 and encodes 192 amino acids. Gene Ontology annotation, molecular function: calcium ion binding.
AGACCGCGCACGCGCACCAACCCACCAGACUUCCACGCGACAUGGGCAAACAGAACAGCAAGCUGAAGCCCGAAGUGCUCCACGAUCUUCGCGAGGAGACCGAAUUCAACGACCACGAACUGCAAGAGUGGUACAAAGGCUUUCUCAAGGACUGCCCGAGCGGCCAUCUCACCGUCGAAGAAUUCAAGAAGAUCUACGGCAACUUCUUUCCAUACGGCGACGCGUCAAAGUUUGCCGAACACGUUUUUCGCACGUUCGACGCCAACAGCGACGGCACAAUCGAUUUCCGCGAGUUUAUCUGCGCCCUCUCAGUCACGUCGCGCGGGAAACUCGAACAGAAGCUCAAGUGGGCAUUCAGUAUGUACGACCUAGAUGGCAACGGAUACAUCAGCCGGGCUGAGAUGCUGGAGAUUGUGCAGGCGAUUUAUAAGAUGGUUGGCACGGUGAUGAAGAUGCCUGAAGACGAGUCGACACCAGAGAGACGCGUGGACAAGAUCUUUCGUCAGAUGGAUAAGAAUUUGGAUGGCAAGUUGAGCUUGGCGGAGUUCAUCGAAGGCGCCAAGAGCGACCCGUCGAUUGUCCGGUUGCUGCAGUGUGACCCAUCGACGGGCGGCGAGUAGAGAUGUCGGUGGGAGACUAGGGGAGAUUGGGAUUCUAGAGACGUAUUGAAUUCCGGUGCUACAAUGUCGCUAUUUACUGUUAGUGCGCCUCUGUGUGUCGUAGGAUAGAUCGGAUCACGUGACCGGCUGUAGUUUCAUUUUGCUGUGGGGGAGCGUUCGCUCGUGGUGUGUGUGUGUGUGUGUAAGUGACGAGGAAGAUAGGUUUUAGUAUAUGCAUACAAUGUGUGAAUGGAAUGAUUGCUUUA